Messenger RNA from Diachasma alloeum, 581 nucleotides. Its product is annotated as cuticle protein 16.5. The transcript is spliced from 2 exons. The record is from RefSeq and is a predicted model, not a curated record. NCBI's taxonomy places the organism in Eukaryota, Metazoa, Arthropoda, Insecta, Hymenoptera, Braconidae. The coding region runs from base 29 to 325 and encodes 98 amino acids.
AGCAGAGCAAACCCUCAAAACAAUCAAAAUGAUGACCAAGUGCCUCAUCCUCUUGUUCGCCUUCGUGGCCGUCUGCUCAGCCGGUGCGAUCGUUCCAGCGGCAGUACCUGCAGCACUGACAGUGGGCACAUACGCGAGUAGUUACAACGCACACUCAGUAAAUCACGCAUACGCAGCCCCGUACGUAGCAGCGCCAGCUGUUGCAGCUCCUGCAAUAGCAGCCCCAGCCCUGGCUUACUCGUCGUACGCCUACCCCUCAGCAUACGCCCCUGCUGCGUACUCAGCCUACCCCUUCGCUGCCCCCAUCAUCGCUGCUCGUCGUUAAAAAUCAUCGAUUGAGAAAAAUCAGCGCAACUUUCGAAUGAGGACCUUUAAUUGCCCAUCAGUCCAGUCGGCUUCGGCUCUGUGAGGACUAUCCUGUAAUCGAGGGAGGAUGACGAUUAAGAAGAUUUCCAAUGUCAAUCCGCCGAGGAUCGAGGGACUGAUUUACCAAGUGGGCAAUUUGUCGAUAGAUCACGCAAUCAUGGUCCAACAAGUGGCUGAGCGAUGGUGCCACAAGCGCUUGAUCUCACACGCAGACU